Molecule: messenger RNA, 2736 nt
Organism: Malania oleifera
Lineage: Eukaryota; Viridiplantae; Streptophyta; Magnoliopsida; Santalales; Ximeniaceae
Product: tetraspanin-18-like
Exons: 5
Coding region: 241-1128 (295 amino acids)
Source: RefSeq, a predicted model, not a curated record
AGAGAAGGGACACGUCAAAACCUUUCUAUUAUUCGCCUUGCCUUCGACCGCCCCAGUGAAAUGGACAAAAACAAAGCAAAUAUCAAUUCAAAUUUUGUAAAACCUUUUCUUCCCCCAAAAAUGCAAGACGCGCUUGCUUUCUGAGUUUUGUUUCGUCUCUCACCUGAAUGAUGCGCAACACUCUGUUUGAUUAGGGUUAGGGUUUCAAAUUCAAUCUCUCUGCAACUGCAUACCAAAAAUAUGUCGACCUCUUGUUGCCGAAGCUUCCUCUCCUUUCUUCUCAAAUUUCUGAACUUUCUCCAGACGUUCAUGGGCGUAUCCAUCAUACUCUAUUCCAUAUGGAUGCUCAAUCAGUGGAACCAUCACAUUCCCAUCCCUUCCGCUCCCUCCCCCGACAGUCCGGCUCCGGGUUUGCCCAAUCUUGAAGCCAUGGUGGUUUCUCAUCGCAUCGCUCCAUUGAAUUUCGCUGUUGAUAUGGGUUCUGGGUUCGACAGCGGGCUCGAAUUGCAUCUUCCCGCCCCUUGGUUCAUAUACAUAUUUAUGGGAGUUGGUAUUGUGUUGUGCUGUAUCACUUGCAUAGGUCACAUUGCAGCGGAAGCAAUUAAUGGCUGUUGCCUAUGCUUUUAUACUCUACUCAUUACCAUACUGAUGUUACUAGAAGGAGCUUUUGUGGCUUAUAUUGCAAUUGAUCAUCACUGGGAAAAGGAUCUUCCAGCUGACCCAACAGGAGAAUUUGAAAGCCUGCGUUCUUUCAUCGAAGAAAAUGCUGAUAUAUGUACGUGGGUUGGCAUUGUUGUAGUUGUAAUUCAGGCAUUGUCUCUACUACUCGCAAUGAUCCUGAGAGCUAUGGUUUCUUCUUACAGAGCAGACUAUGACAGUGACGAGGAUUGUGCUGUUGUUCGGGGUAGAGCCUGGGAGCCACUGCUCCAUGCACAAUUGGGUCAAUCAUCAGGUUCAAUUAAGGGUGAUGGCAAAACGGCUCAUUCUGAUAUCUGGAGCUCCCGGAUGAGAGAGAAGGUAUGUUGUUUCAGGAGUGACAAUUGGGUGAAAAAUAGUUUGGACUCACCCUCUAAGAAUGCACAUUUUGGCAUUGACGAUUUCCAAGUUGGGGUAUUUUUUAAUUUCUGAUUUUUUUACAUUGGCAAAUCAACUGUCUCCACUGCAACUAAAGGGAAGAUAAUACAGCAUAAAAGGUAAAAAGGUUGAAGGGAAUUAAUUAAAUGUAUGGAAAGGGUGAAAGGAAGCAUAUUGACAUUUGUCCUGCGCAUAUUCACUCUCUCUUUAGUGAGAUUUAAAAGAGAAAAAGGGAAACUUGCUCAGAUCAAAAGUCUUAAUGAAUAAUUUUGCCUUUCAUAUUUUUUGUUAAUGGAUGUCUUAUUUCUACUAGUUUAAUGCUUCCACUUGAAAAUUUGCAGUUUCUGAACAGAUUAGUCUUUGAAAUAGGAUGCAUGUAAUUGCCUUAAGUAGCUCAGCACUAAGUGAUUGCAGACUAAUUUUUCUACUGUUGGAGUUGUUGGACAGUCUACGAGAACAUGAAAUCUAAUGUACACAGUAACGACUACAUGGUUCUACUAGGGUCUUUUGUUUUGGACAUACAUUGUGAUAUAAAAUCUAAGGCAGCAUUAAGUAGAUGGAAUGACUCAUGGAGUUUGGCAGUAUGCUGUUUUAUGUGUCUGAUUCUGUUCACAGAAUAUAAAAAUGUGAAGGAGAAAUCAGGCCUUCAAUUGUUGUUGAGAUAUUCCUUAUGUUAAACAUAUAUAUACAUAUAUAUAUAUACCUUGUGUAAAAUGCAUCAGCCAUUUUUUUGUUUGCAUUAGGUAUCAAAUUUUGUGUCUCCCAUUUAAUUACAUAAUGAGAAAUAGGCUUACUUGCAUGAGCAAGCUGGUACAAUAAUAUGAUUGCAGACUCUUUUUCCUUUAAAAAUGUAUUAAUUGAUUUUGAGAGCUGCUUUGUUUUGUAAGGGAUUUGUCAACUCCCAUGUAUUUGAGAGUUAGAACCGUUGAAUGAUUGCUUGAUAGCCAGAAUUUGAAAUGCUCUUGAAUCUUAAUCUGUAAAUCAUAACUUGGACAUAUCAAUUAUAUAAUGAAUUUUUGUUACUCUAUAUGUCUAAUAAGAGCUUCUGUCUCGAGAUUAUUAUAAUUUUUCCCCAAUUAUCCAAGCUUCUUUAUUAUUUUUACAUGUUGCUGAUGGAUCUUCCUGUGUAAUUUGGUACAAAUAUUGGAUUUUGAUUGCACUGAGGCAUUCUUUUAUUUUGUGCUACAGUAUGGAUUGAAUUCUAGUGAUGCCAAAUAUAAUUUACUGAAUCAGAAGCCGUAGAUGGCCAUGAAGCCCAAGCAGUGAAGAUCGCAAAAGGUAUUUAAAUGUAACGAGAAAGCUGUGAAAAGACUUGGCAGUAUUCCUUGCGAGCCUUGUUGGUGCUGGAUUUUUUUCCCCACUCUGAUAUUUUGUUCUUAGGUAUUUGUCGUGGGGAAUUUGUGAUGUAAAUAGAUGUGCAGUGCAGUGUGUGAAAAUGCUAAGAGUACUGAUGGGGGGCGAGGAUGAUACGGUGUUAUUGGCUGAUUAAAUAGGGAAGAGUUUGUGAUUUAAAGUAAUUAACUAGGUAUCUAAAUUAUUUGCUCAUGCCUUUAAAGUAGGAAAUGCUUUAGCUGUGUCAUGUAGCGUUUUAAUCAAUAACUUUUGUUGUAAUAUGAUUAAAAAUUAAGAAAAAUUAAAUGUUAAUCACGAUUUAAAUCAAAA